AUGACUUGUACAUGCAAUGGGGUCUGUCCAUAUCCUCCUUCUCGGCAUUUCUCCCCUGUUCGCACCGUCCAUGGGGAAAUCCGCUACGCGGAAUGGAACUUCGAUAUACUCAUGCACCCCAUACACAUAAGUCACCCGCACACAAAGCGACAGCAGAAAGCAUCCAGAGCCAAAGAGAAUGAUGUAUAUAAUGGGACUGAUUGCAUGAAUUUACCACUUUCAGCCCCAACUGGGUCUUCCCUUAACCCCACCUCUCUGGAUGUUUCCCCUGCUGAGGCUCCUUACUCUCUGCAAUUAGCCCUUUUUGAUAGAUUUACCGUCUCCACAUUUUCUGCCUCAUCUUUACUGGGAUGUUACCGACUAUACGCUCUCAUCGCGUGGCUGCGCAGCUUCGACUUGGUUCGAAAUAGUUGCCUUAGGUUGAAUUUUGCAAACGAUGGAAAGUUCCAACCUCAUACAGAGCCUAGUUCUAUAUGCCAAAUCUACAUUCAACCCUCAGAGCCUCGAACUACAUCUCAUUAUAUAACGAUCCUAAAGGCAUACACAUACCGCCUUAGCACCUUCGAAUAUGUGCCCAACUGUGUGGCAGAACCAGGGCCGGAUGAGGUUGUGCCCAGGGAGAGUCCAUCGAAGAAAUUGAAAGUGGCUAGAUUUAGGGAGGAAAGCCACAAGUUUGAGAGCAUGUCCCUCCCCUAUUUCUCCUUUGUCAGCGUCUUCAUUGAUUCACAAGCUUACACCAGACUAACAUUCUACAAGUAG
This is a messenger RNA of Paracoccidioides lutzii Pb01, 759 nucleotides long. RefSeq lists its product as hypothetical. The coding region runs from base 1 to 759 and encodes 252 amino acids. The record is from RefSeq and is a predicted model, not a curated record. The transcript has 5 exons.